AUGCCUUUCGAAUACAAGAAAGUCCUUCUCAUCGGCGCCACCUCGGGCAUCGGCGAGGCUCUCGCGGCCAAGAUGGUCGCGGAGGGCGUCAAGGUCGUUGUCGUGGGCAGGAGGCAGGAUAAACUCGAUGCCUUUGUGCAGAAGCACGGAAGCGACAAGGCGACGGCGUACGCCUUCGACAUCACGAAGCUGAGCGAGAUCAAGAAAUUUGCGGCCGACGUGACGGCAGCGCACCCGGACAUCGACAGCGUCUUCCUCAACUCGGGUAUCCAGCGUGGCAUGAACUUCCAGAAGCCCGAGAGCAUCGAUUUGGACAUUUUCGAACAGGAACUGACGACCAACUACACCUCUUUCAUUCACCUGACGGUGGCGCUGCUGCCGUUCCUGCAGCGCAAGAAGACGCGCACCAGCAUCAUCUACACGACGUCCGGCCUGGCGCUGACGCCCAUGGUGCGGUGCCCGAACUACUGCUCGACCAAGGCGGCGCUGCACCACUUCAUCCUGGUGCUGAGGCAGCAGAUGGUCGACGGCGGCUUCAACGUGCAAGUCGUCGAGAUCUUCCCGCCGGCGGUGCAGACGGAGCUUCACGACGCCGAGGUGCAACCUGACAUCAAGGACGGCCGCAGUGUCGGUAUGCCGCUCGCCGACUUUGUGAACGACACUUGGGCUGGCCUGGACGCCGGCAAGGACCAGAUCCCCGUGGGCACCAGCAAGAUGAGCUUCGACAGCUGGGAGCAGGACCGCCAGAAGGGCUUUGCGAAGAUGUCGGAGCACUUGAGCGAGUUCACGCAGAACUUCUACAAGCACGGCGAAGCGUGA
Molecule: messenger RNA, 819 nt
Organism: Aplosporella prunicola CBS 121167
Lineage: Eukaryota; Fungi; Ascomycota; Dothideomycetes; Botryosphaeriales; Aplosporellaceae
Exons: 1
Coding region: 1-819 (272 amino acids)
Molecular function (GO): oxidoreductase activity
Source: RefSeq, a predicted model, not a curated record